This is a messenger RNA of Coregonus sp. 'balchen', 19128 nucleotides long. NCBI's taxonomy places the organism in Eukaryota, Metazoa, Chordata, Actinopteri, Salmoniformes, Salmonidae. The record is from the annotation of a GenBank genome assembly.
AUGACCUGGAGAGAGGCUCAGAGCUACUGCAGGAAACACCACACAGAUCUGCCCAGUGUGAAGAACCAGAGCGAGAACAAUGUAUAACAGAACCUAAUGCCUGGCAGUGGUCUGAUGUGGAUCGGCCUGUUCAGAGACUCCUGGAAGUGAACAGAACAGAGUGACUCAUCGUUCAGAUACCGGGGUCCCAACCAUCCCAUUAGUCGCUUACGGAAUCAGAACUGUACUGCAGUAUGGGAAGGAGUAUGGACAGAUCAUCCUUGUACAGUUGAAGUCGGAAGUUUACAUACACUUAGGUUGGAGUCAUUAAAACUCAUUUUUCAACCACUCCACACAUUUCUUGUUAACAAACUAUUAGGGGUGUAACGAUCCAUCUACUACAUCGAUGUAUCGAUUUAUAUUCAUAUGAUCCAACUACAUCGAUCUGUGCUCGGCGAGUUGGCCUUUUGGACAACAUAUAUCGAUCUAACAUCGUUUUAAAAUGUAAUAAAUCGAUUGUAUCGAUACUAGGAAAUAACCCAUUGGAUUUAAGCACGUCAGACUUUAUAUGCAGGGGUGCACAUAACUGGUACGCAGAUACGCAAGCGCGACAAAAAUCAGGAAUGCGUAAUGCCACUUGUGUUACUACGCGCCUUUGCGUACUUGACCGAUCUUCUCAUCUAACCUUACACAUGACAUGUUGCUUGUCAACUACUGUCAGGGAUGUCCAAAAAGCAACAGACAUUAAGCAGCUUCUUUGGCGUUUUGCCACCUACAAAGAAACGCCAACUGGAGCCAGAGCCGAAGAAAAUACUUUUUUCGGAAAAGUGGCUUGAAGCUAACGAUGAGCGCACUGAAAUGUGGUGCAAGAUUUGCCGCUCAAAUCCACAUCUAGCAGACAAAACAGGUGCAUUUUAUAAAGGCUCAAAGAAUUUCAACCAUCCUUUAUUUGACAAACAUGAAAAGAGCAAGGAGCACACGAAUGUGGCGCAAGCCAUUGCUAAAAGCUAGCCGAGAAUAAAUGUCCAGUCGCCCACUUGCCAGAUAAGCUGAAUGAAGAACAGCGGCAAGCUCUGUUUAAUAUUUUUCUCUUUCCAUAAAGCUAAACACGCACGUCCCAUGUCUUCCUAUUCUGAGGAUGUUCCUUUACUGAAUGCUUUUUGAUGGAUCUGAGGACAUCACAAAAACUGAGCAGGAAAUAGUUUACAUUGUGUCUGUGUCCAGCAACGGAGAGUUUACUUUGGACUUUAUUGGACUGAUUGAAUUGGGUGCUGACCGAACCGCACAGGCCAUAACAGACGGACUUGUGAGACUUUUGGUAAGUUUCAUAAUACCAGAUGGUCUGCAUGGAGUCAUGAAACACUGUUAAAAAUAUCAAGACUAUUGCCAGCCAUUAAAAUGCAACUGGUUACCAGGUAUUUAUUUCAGUCACACUGGUUGAAUUUUGGCUAAAAGGUUACUGAAUCGAUUUCAAGUCACUGAAUCGUUUCGGAUCGUAUCGUUCUAAAUGAACCAAUAUCGUCCUUGAAUCGUAUCGACAACCACGAAUCGUGAUACAAAUCGAAUCGUUGUUAAAACGAAUCGUUACACCCCUACAAACUAUAGUUUUGGCAAGUCGGUUAGGACGUCUACUUUGUGCAUGACACAAGUAAUUUUUCCAACAAUUGUUUACAGACAGAUUAAUUCACUUAUUAUUCACUGUAUCACAAUUCCAGUGGGUCAGAAGUUUACAUACACUAAGUUGACUGUGCCUUUAAACAGCUUGGAAAAUUCCAGAAAAUGAUGUCAUGGCUUUAGAAGCUUCUGAUAGGCUAAUUGACAUAAUUUGAGUCAAUUGGAGGUGUACCUGUGGAUGUAUUUCAAGGCCUACCUUCAAACACAGUGCCUCUUUGCUUGACAUCAUGGGAAAAUCAAAAGAAAUCAGCCAAGACCUCAGAAAAACAAUUGUAGACCACAUGUCUGUUUCAUCCUUGGGAGCAAUUUCCAAAUGCCUGAAGGUACCACGUUCAUCUGUACAAACAAUUGUACGCAAGUAUAAACACCAUGGGACCAUGCAGCCGUCAUACCGCUCAGGAAGGUGACGCAUUCUGUCUCCUAGAGAUUAACAUACUUUGGUGUGAAAAGUGCAAAUCAAUCCCAGAACAACAGCAAAGGACCUUGUGAUGAUGAUGGAGGAAACAGGUACAAAAGUAUCAAUAUCCACAGUAAAACGAGUCCUAUAUCGACAUAACCUGAAAGGCCGCUCAGCAAGGAAGAAGCCACUGCUCCAAAACAGCCCUAAAAAUGCCAGACUACGUACGGUUUGCAACUGCACAUGUGGAAGGAAAAUUAUGUGGAUAUAUUGAAGCAACAUCUCAAGACAUCAGUCAGGAAGUUAAAGCUUGGUCGCAAAUGGGUCUUCCAAAUUAACAAUGACCCCAAGCAUACUUCCAAAGUUGUGGCAAAAUGGCUUAAGGACAACAAAGUCAAGGUAUUGGAGUGGCCAUCACAAAGCCCUGAUGUCAAUCCUAUAGAAAAUGUGUGGGCAGAACUGAAAAAGCGUGUGCGAGCAAGGAAGCCUACAAACCUGACUCAGUUACACCAACUCUGUCAGGAGGAAUGGGCCCAAAUUCACCCAACUUAUUGUGGGAAGCUUGUGGAAGGAUAAUAUCCUUCCACAAGCUUCCCACAAUAAGUUGGGUGAAUUUUGGCCCAUUCCUCCUGACAGAGUUGGUGUAACUGAGCAAUGCUACCAAAUAGUAAUUUAGUGUAUGUAAACGAAAUAAAAGCUGAAAGAAAUAAUUCUCUACUAUUAUUCUGACAUUUCACAUUCUUAAAAUAAAGUGGUGAUCCUAACUGACCUAAGACAGGGAAUGUUUACUAUGAUUAAAUGUCAGGAAUUGGGAAAAACUGAGUUUAAAUGUAUUUGGCUAAGGUGUAUGUAAACUUCAGACUUCAACUGUAUGUAUAGGAUUCCCUUUGUUUGUUAUAGAGGUGAGUCUUAAUUUACUUUAUUUAAGUGAUCUCUUAAGUAUCUUUACUUCUUAAGAUAUCUUAAUCUAAAUAGAUAUUGACUAAAUACUCCCGAGUGGCGCAGCGGUCUAAGGCAUCUCAGUGCUAGAGGCGUCACUACAGACCCUGGUUAAAUUCCAGGCUGUAUCACAAUCCGGCCGUGAUUGGGCGGUGCACAAUUGGCCCAGCAUCGUCCGGGUUUGGCCGGGGUAGGCCGUCAUUGUAAAUAAGAAUUUGUUCUUAACUGACUUGCCUAGUUAAAUAAAGGAAAAAAAUAAAAAUAAAAAACAUAAUGGCCUACUAUAGUAUGGUCAACAUUCAUAAAAUGCAUGUGACAAACGCCACAAAUGUUUGCUGUCAUGGUUACCUCUCAUUGUAACAACAUGACAUGUCUGUGUAUUUCUAUGCUCCUCCCCCCAGUAAAGAAGACCCAGCAGGUGGUGAGAGUGAGGCUGACCCCAAAGGACCAUAACAUGGACCUGACUGAUCCUGACAUGCAGGAGGCCAUCUUGCAGCAGGUUAGUCUCACCCUCUUCGUGAAAGAAGCUAUUUCUCUAUUAUAGUUAUAUUAUGAGCAGAGCAUAGCAUAGCAUAGUCAUACUGUAUUCCGUAACGUUGUGUUCCUCAGAUAAAGAAGGAGCUGAAGGAGAAGGGGAUGUCUGAUGACGUCAAACUGAGAUGGAAGGAGCAGCCUGAUAGAAAGAUCUUCCACAAGGAAGAAAAGAGGGAUCCCCAAAAUAAGAAAAAGAAAGAGAGAAAACCAGUUAUGACAAAGAGAGAACUCUAAACUUGGAAAAUUAUAUUUCUUGAUUUCUGGAAAGUUCUCCUAUAUAUUAUUUGACCUGAUUUUGAGUUUUUUUGGUCUCCAACUAUAUGGAAUUUGCUUAUUGUAUCAGGAAUAAUUGAUACUAUCCUUAAAUAUAUAAUCCGUAUUUGGUGAAACUGCCUCAUACUUUUGUGAUAUUACAACAACAAAGAACUUACUUCAAACAACAAACACUGUCUUUUCCACACAGACGUCACUGCAGGCGCGAUAGAACUCUGUUUCAUCAACAAAACAAAAACAUUAGCGAAGUCGCUGGGGUGAACAGUGGCGCGGAUUAACUAAAUGUGGAUUCUAGCUUUAAGUAAUACAUUGAUACAUUUUUGGGGGGAAGUUUAGAACAUAUAUUAGUAGCGUGUGUAACAUUAUAUGCUGUCGUACUCAUUAACAAUUAAGAGUUUUGUUUCAAUCGGUGAUAUGAUGAUAUGCUAAAUGGUCAACCUUAACCAACACCUAGCAACCUCGUCAAGAGGUUCAGAUCUCUUGGCGUAACGGCUAAUGUGUUUCGUUUGAACGGCGCUAGACCCUGGUUUGAGUCCUGGUCGCCCCCCCCAGAAUUUACUUCAGUAUGUAAAUUAUGUAGGUGAAAUAUGUAUAAAUGAUAUAAAUCAUGUUUGUAAAGUAGUUAUAAAAUACAUUUCAUUUUAACAUUGUAACUCUGGGCAGACAAAUCCUUCCCACUUCUUCAGUGUGAUGAUGUCAUGGACCCUGAUGGUGUUACUGUGAAGGAUUGGGCCUCUAACCUGCUCUGUCCUCAGUCUCCCUUUUUGGUUGCAGGUAGAACCCUUCUGGUUCCUGGCAGAUCCCUUUUGGGUUCUACAUGAAACCCAAAAGGGUUCUAUCUGGAACCAAAAAGGGUUCUAGCUGGGAAAAAAAGGGUUAUUCUAUGGGGACAGCCGAAGAACCAUUUUGGAACCAUUUUUUCAUUCAACACCCCAUUUUGGCAGCCUAAUGCCUAUACUAUAGGGUUGAGCUCAGAGGGCUAACGCAGUCUUAUGGCAAAUACAGAUGACUAGGGUUCAACCCCAGGUGGUCACCUUGGUAGCUGUCUUCAUCAGUGGCCACUGGUAUUUGCUAGGCAAAUUGAGGGAGUGCACCCUGCCAUAGGGAGAGAGGCUAGUCUAUUAGCAUGGUGAGCGAGGCUGAUGGAUGACUUGGAGUCACGGCAGCAGCGGCCAUUUUGUUUCACCUGUGGAAAUGGAAAGAAACUGUAACGCGUCAUUUGGAGGGUUACUUUGCAUCUCAGCCCUCUAAAGGACCACUGCAGAGAGGAGAGGAAACCACUGACCGAGACGACACCAGACACACACACCAAACGGGAGAUCUCAGUCCACAAACCAGAGAACCAGAGAGAGAGACCAGACCAUCUCAACAGGUUCAUAUCUUUGAAUUUGAUUUAGAUUUUCUGAAUCCAAACUGAGUUAUCCAAACAGAGUAAUCAAUGAAAAUGGGGGAAAAAAAUAUUUGUUUGAUGCUUGAAAUUGUUAUUGAACUUUAGCCUUCAACUUAAAUAUGCUUGUUUUUUACUUAUUGAUUUCUGACUAAAUAUGGACCAAAGAAAAUAUUAGAAUGUCUCUAUAAAUUGAUUAAUAGAUUUAACAUUUAAUUGAAUUCAAUGAAUUGAAGGGAUAGUUUUCCCAAUUUUUACACCAAUCGUGUAAUUGUUUUUUAACCUGAAGAGGAAUUAUGACACUUGGGUGCUUGAAGUGGGCUGAAAUGGGUGCCGGUACAACAUUUGAGUGCCAGUACUGUUUAUAUUUAGGUGCGGUAACAAUAUUUUUAAGCCAAUAUUCUAUAAUGGUGCCGGCACUUAAGGAGUUGAACAUUUGAGGUGCCGGAACUCAGUACCAUGACCCAAAUCAAGCACUGGUUUUACUUAGAAAUGUAAUAGUAUAACAGUGUCGCUUCCUUCCCUCUCCUUGCCCCAAGGAGUUAGUAUUAAAACCCUCAUACUACCAAACUGGGGUUAUUUUGAUCCCAGAGCCAUAGUUUUUAUCAUAGCCCAAAGGUGGUUUAUUAAAUUCUUCAAGAUGUUCAUGACUUUGUCAAUCAACUUGUUCUUAGUACAUCAAAAUUAUUGUUUACCGUUUCUGUAUCAAUAUAUUUUUAACAAAAUAAUUUGGGGUCAUUUUGAACCCAGCCAAAAACACCUAAUUCCACGCAUAGUAAUUGCAAAGAUAGGACCUUUAUUUGAAUCUAGGUUUCUCUGGAGACAUAAUAACAGGUUAUCCAUACCACCAGAGGGGUGGAGGGGGACCUGUAUCAGUGAUUUUGACCAGAUAGACAGAUCAUCUGCAGAGUUAUAGCUCCCCAUGUACUCGCCUAAGAUUGUACUUUUCUAUACCAAAUAUAGUAUGACUGUACAAAACCAAAACAACCUUAUUUGUGUGCAUAUAAUACAUCUGCCAAUGGUAUAAAUACUUGAUAGAACUGCAAUACAGAACUCAGAUACACUGAAUCUACACAGAGAGCUGUAUUGGUGUGUAAUAUCCAAUAAGUAUUGUGUUUUGUAACACUAAAACUGGUGGCAACGGAACUUUGCUGGAGGUUUAAACACAUUGGUGUAAGGGGUUAUGAAACAGAUUUAAGGUGUACUGAAUCAUUCAUCCUAAGGUGUUCUGAAACAUGACAUGGUGUGUUGUAACACAACUUAAUCAAGGGUUGUGCAACACCUUGAAAGAGACUGAGCACUAACCCAGAAAAGGUUGAAAACUUUGUUUAGGGUCCUGUGUAGUGCAGAAUUAGAUGCCCUUUAUUUUGGUGUCGUUUCCUCUAAAGCUCCUAAACACUAUGAUGGUGUUUCAAAUCCGGUCUAGUGUAGAAUUAGAUCCCUUCUUCUGGAGUUUCCAAAUGCUGUAAAUGGGAGUCCCUCCUCUUAUUGUGUGUUCCACGCUCCUACAUGGUGUGCUGAUAAACUCCACCACUGUAAUUCCAAAAGGUCAAAUGUACAGUGUUAUGCGCAAACAAAGGAUAUGAGAAAAUAUUGUUUUGUGAAAAUAUGAAUUAACACGUUUCUCGAGGAAAAUAAUGAAUGAGUACAAAAUUACUGUUUGAAGCUUCAAGUGUUUUAUCUUUUCUUUUCAAACGAUCAACUGACAACAAAAUAUUAACAGGUCUUUCACAUUUUUAUAUCGAUAAAGUAACAGUUCAAAGAUCUGUAAGGUAUUAAUCAUGGCAUUAUAUUUCAAGUUCAUGGAACAAAAUACACCAGUCAUCCAUUAUGUUAAUGUCUCUGACCUGAGUCUUCAGACUCAGAUGAUGGUACAUGGAAGGUUGUUCAGAUGGAUUGAAUCACAGUACAGUUGAGUUAGAGGAUAUCAUUGACAGUUGACAGUUCAGUUGGCAUUAGUCUGUGAUCCUUGUCUUGAUUGGCUUUGGUUAGGAUUGCCCAGCCUGUGGGUAAUGUAGUAUAUGUGUUUUUCUGCAGGGAGACAGAAAUGGCAAAUAAUAACACGGAAUAAUGACAGUACAUUAAUGCAUAAUUAGGUUAUUAACUGCUAUAAUAUUAAUAAAUUGCAAUAUUAAUAUACAAUUAUUAUACAUAUCCAUAUGCGAAAUGGUGUUGCUAUACAAAUAUAGCAAGAAGAACAAUAUGAAUGUCAAAUGAAUUGUCAAAAGUGGGAUGCAAUAACAUGUGGCCUGGUAGGCCAAAGGUAAACAAGGCUAAUCAGGCAGUGGCUAUAUAGUGUAGAUUACAAACUGGGUGGUUCGAGCCCUGAAUGCUGAUUGGCUGAAAGCCGUGGUAUAUCAGACCGUAUACCAAGCGGGUGUGACAAAACAUUUAUUUUUACUGUUCUAAUUACAUUGGUAACCAGUUUAUAAUAGCAAUAAGACGCAUUGCGUCGUGCAUAAAAACAGCCGUUAGCUGUGGUAUAUUGGCCAUAUACCACACCCCCUCGUGCCUUAUUGCUUAAAUAUAACGUUUGGGCCAAGCGUAAAAAAAUAUGUAAAGCUCAUAAAGCUAGUAGGCAAACAAACCAGCAGUAUCACCUAAAAAGCAAGCCUUAAUUUGCAUAAAAAACAAGUGCAUGACAUGUGCAAACAAUGACAUUAACAACUACAUGUAGCGUCAAGAAAACUGACCAAUGAAUCAAAAUGGCUGUUUGACUUGUACCACAAGCAUAGAGUGACCAAUAGCAGCCGAAAGGCUAUACAAAAUAAAUGUUAUUGUUUAGUGAAUUCCUUUUCUGUUUCCUUCUUCAAUGUAAUAAUAUUUUGUACUCAUGUUGUCAUUGAAGCAUACUUUCUUAGAUUGUUUUGGAGAGUUUCACCUGACCAUUUGAUGUGCUCUUUCCUGGCUGAGUUCGUGAAGGACCUGAAUACAGGGAAGGCUCCCGCAAACUUGCCUGUUUUUUAUACUUGACCAUAGAGUUUGCUAGAGGGCACAUCAGACAUCAGACCUCAUGUUACCCUUGCUGUAACUUACAUAGCUCUAAACAUUUUGAUUGUAAUUUAAUUUAUAAUUUCAUAAUGGGCCUGGCGACUGUAGCCUAUAAUUAGUGUCAUUGUCUACCCUAGGAAAAGUCUUCAAUUCCCAGUGUCUUCUUUGAAAUGUUAAUUCAAAUAUGUUCUUUACACUAUAAACCAUUGGCAUUUCAAAACCAUUUGAUUGUAUGAGAGACAGUCUGCAAAAGCAUGCUUUUUGUGUUUUGAUGCUGCUUUUUACCAGCCUGGUCUCAUAGACUAGACGUAACAUAGUAUACAUAAAUCCAGUACACUCAAAUUAGUAUGAUAUGUUACGUUUGGUAUGAUUACUUAAGACAGAAACUUACUUAAGGCAAAAACGAAAAGAGGAGGGGUGGAGGGGUGGGCGUAUAAUGCGAACGUCUAGCAACCCAAAGUUUGUGUGUUCAAAUCUCAUCACGGACAACCAUUUUAAAAACGACUUACUUCUUUUGAACUACUUUGCAACUGCUUAGCAUGCUAGAUAGCCCUUCCCCUAACCCUAACCUUAACCCUUUUAGCUAACCCUUCCCUAACCCUAAACUUAACCCUUUAACCUAAAUCCUAACCUUAACCCCUUACCCAUAGCCCGGCUAACGUUAGCCAGCUAGCUAACGUUAUCCAGUUAGCUAAUGUUAGCAUUAGCCACCUAGCCAAUGUUAGCAACAACAAAUUGGAAUUAACAUAUCAUACAACAUGGGUGAUGGACUUCCACAAAUUAAUACAUACCAUACGAAACGUAACAUACAGUGAGGGAAAAAAGUAUUUGAUCCCCAGCUGAUUUUGUACGUUUGCCCACUGACAAAGAAAUGAUCAGUCUAUAAUUUUAAUGGUAGGUUUAUUUGAACAGUGAGAGACAUAAUAACAACAAAAAAAUCAAGAAAAACGCAUGUCAAAAAUGUUAUAAAUUGAUUUGGAUUUUAAUGAGGGAAAUAAGUAUUUGACCCCCUCUCAAUCAGAAAGAUUUCUGGCUCCCAGGUGUCUUUUAUACAGGUAACGAGCUGAGAUUAGGAGCACACUCUUAACGGGAGUGCUCCUAAUCUAAUUUUAUUACCUUUAUAAAAGACACCUGUCCACAGAAGCAAUCAAUCAAUCAGAUUCCAAACUCUCCACCAUGGCCAAGACCAAAGACCUCUCCAAUGAUGUCAGGGACAAGAUUGUAGACCUACACAAGGCUGGAAUGGGCUACAAGACCAUCGCCAAGCAGCUUGGUGAGAAGGUGACAACAGUUGGUGCAAUUAUUCGCAAAUGGAAGAAACACAAAAUAACUGUCAAUCUCCCUCAGCCUGGGGCUCCAUGCAAGAUCUCACCUCGUGGAGUUGCAAUGAUCAUAAGAAUGGUGAGGAAUCAGCCCAGAACUACACGGGAGGAUCUUGUCAAUGAUCUCAAGGCAGCUGGGAACAUAGUCACCAAGAAAACAAUUGGUAACACACUACGCCGUGAAGGACUGAAAUCCUGCAGCACCCGCAAGGUCCCCCUGCUCAAGAAAGCACAUAUACAGGCCCGUCUGAAGUUUGCCAAUGAACAUCUGAAUGAUUCAGAGGAGAACUGGGUGAAAGUGUUGUGGUCAGAUGAGACCAAUAUCAAGCUCUUUGGCAUCAACUCAAUUCGCUGUGUUUGGAGGAGGAGGAAUGCUGCCUAUGACCCCAAGAACACCAUCCCCACCGUCAAACAUGGAGGUGGAAACAGGAUGCUUUGGGGGUGUUUUUCUGCUAAGGAGACAGGACAACUUCACUGCAUCAAAGGGACGAUGGACGGGGCCAUGUACCGUCAAAUCUUGGGUGAGAACCUCCUUCCCUCAGCCAGGGCAUUGAAAAUGGGUCGUGGAUGGGUAUUCCAGCAUGACAUUGACCCAAAACACACGGCCAAGGCAACAAAGGAGUGGCUCAAGAAGAAGCACAUUAAGGUCCUGGAGUGGCCUAGCCAGUCUCCAGACCUUAAUCCCAUAGAAAAUCUGUGGAGGGAGCUGAAGGGUCGAGUUGCCAAACGUCAGCCUCGAAACCUUAAUGACUUGGAGAAGAUCUGCAAAGAGGAGUGGGACAAAAUCCCUCCUGAGAUGUGUGCAAACCUGGUGGCCAACUACAAGAAAUGUCUGACCUCUGUGAUUGCCAACAAGGAUUUUGCCACCGAGUACUAAGCCAUGUUUUGCAGAGGGGUCAAAUACUUAUUUCCCUCAUUAAAAUGCAAAUCAAUUUAUAACAUUUUUGACAUGCGUUUUUCUGGAUUUUGAUGUUGUUAUUCUGUCUCACACUGUUCAAAUAAACCUACCAUAAAAAUUAUAGACUGAUCAUGUUUUUGUCAGUGGACAAACAUACAAAAUCAGCAGGGGAUCAAAUACUUUUUUCCCUCAAUGUAUCAUACUAAAUGGAGUGUUGCGAAUUUACGUACAGAAUAAUACAAACUGCUGUGAUACCAGGUUGUUUUUAAAUGCACUCAAACACCAAAAAUGGUUUUCACAAGACCUGUUCUAAAUUUUAAAAACACCAAUAUUCAGAUUGAAGAACCACUUUGGGUGUUUCAGAGUACUUCCAUUCUGUUUUGAAAUACAUUCUGUGUAUUAUAACACUUACGUUGACUUUACAUUCAAAUACCCUCCAAACACCAGAUCUCAACUUAGGUGGACUACUUUUCAUGGUUUCACUUCACAAUUAUGGUAUUUUGAGUCUUUCUAUUUUAAAUGGAAACUUCAUAUUCAUCAUCUCCAGCACCACCCCAACAUCAACAUAUGUGAAAAUGGUGCGUUUCUAAGUUUUGUAGUAAAAAAGACAGAGGAAGAUAAGUGUUUCCAAUGACAUCAUCAACCAAUUAGUAGACAAUUAGUAGGCAAUGCCUACUCAUAAUUGAUUAAAAUCACACGAUAAACACUGAUGAUGUAAUUGGAAACACUUAUCUUCCUCUGUCUUUUUUACUACAAUACAUAGAAACGGACCAUUUUCACAUAUGUUGAUGUUGGAGUGGUGCUGGAGAUGAUUGUGGAGAUGAUGAAUAUGAAGUUGAAAAAUAAUGAAAUUGCAAAAUGUCCCUUUAACAGUGUAGUUAUUCUAGGGCAAAUCUUUAAAAAUAUUUAUUUGAAUCCAGGUUUCUUUGGAGAUAUACAUACUGUAUCCUCAGAGGGUAUCAGUGAUUUUGACCAGAUGGACAGAUCACCUGCAGAAAUAAAGCACCUUAUUUACUCAACUAUGGUUAUAACUGGUUAUAACUAGUUGCAAUCAAAACAGCUCAUAAAAGUCUGUCAGUGGUAUGAAUACUUGGUAGAACUGUAAUACAGAAACCAGCUACCCCCUGAAUGUACACAUAGUGCUGUAUUGGUGUGUAUUCUAUGAAAAAUAUUUAUAUAAAUACCAGAAUUCCUAUAAUCCCCUCCAAUAUUCUAUAUGUACAACUUGUUAAGGUAUUUGGUUUGGAGUGAGUUUGAAGAUUUGGGCAAGCUUUUUGAAGCAUCUUGGGGUCAAGUUGGUAAUCCAUGUACGUAAAAUAUGUUGGUAGUAUUGAGGGUUAAAAUUCUAAGAAAAGCUCAUUACCCCUCUCAAGGUAUGAAAACAAUUUAGAUAGAAAACUAUUAAUCUCAACAUUGAAAUGUUUUUUCCCCAAUCAUUUUGGAGCAAAUUUCAUAUGUAACUGGUACAUUUUCAAAACGCAGCUGAUAACACGUAUAUUCCAUUGUGAAAAGCAGAUACUGGUCCUCUGUAGCUCAGCUGGUAGAGCACGGCGCUUGUAACGCCAAGGUAGUGGGUUCGAUCCCCGGGACCACCCAUACACAAAAAAAUAAAUAAAAAUAAAAUAAAUGUAUGCACGCAUGACUGUAAGUCGCUUUGGAUAAAAGCGUCUGCUAAAUGUCUUAUUAUUAUUAUUAUUAUACUUAGAUCUGAAUAUGUAUUGAAAGUGAGAGUGAUUUGGUUCAGUGGACAAGAGACUUUGUGAAUUUUGCUGUACUCUGUCAAUAGAAAAUGUGUUUAAAGUUUUGAAACAUAAAGGAUUUUGAUGGUCUGUUUAUAUUUUUGUGCUAAGAGUUGUGACAAUUGUGCACAUACUUGCACCAAAGCUAUUGAAUUAAAAAACUGUUUAUAAGUUGUAAGUCCCUGUUAGCAACCACUAAUGUAAGAAAUAGAUGCAAUAUCUAUAAUAAAUAUAUGUAUACUAUAACAUUACUUAUUUUAAUUAUAUUUUAUUUAAUAAUCCCUUUUAUGUUCCAUUAGAGGAAACACUGUCAGCCAGACGAUGGGGAGAAUCAUUCUCUUACUGUUUCUAACAGGUCAGUACAGUAAAUUAAUAGUGUGUGUGUGUGUGUGUGUGUGUGUGUGUAAAGCAUAUGUCUGUGUGUGUAAAUUAUAUUUCUGUGUUAGCUCUGGGUGGAGGUUUGUAGUCAUGUAAACAAUAGAUAAUCAUGCACUAAAUGAUAGUUUUGUUCACAGGGCUGUUUUUAUCCUGUCCAUGCCUCCCUUAUCAGUACUACUUUGUGAACAUGGGCAAGAACUGGACUGAAGCACAAGCCUACUGCAGAGAUAAGUACACUGACAUGGCCACCAUAGACAACAUGGAGGAUAUGAACAGAUUGUUGAACACAGAACAUUUUGGUGAUUACAGUGAUACUGUCUGGAUAGGGCUGUAUGAUGAUGUUAACAGCUGGAGGUGGUCCCUGGAAGACAGCGACUACUACAGUAAGGGUGGGGCUGAGUUUAGAAACUGGCAGAAUGGACAACCUGAUAAUGUGAACAGUAAUGAACACUGUGUGGUCAUGACUGAGGGUGGGGAGUGGCAGGAUGAAGAUUGCAACAAGAUACUUCCCUUCAUCUGCUACACCUCCAUCGGUGAGAAAGGUGUUUUUCAUUUCUGUAUUUCCACUUUUUUUGAUUUUCAACUAUAAUAUAAUACUGAAUACUCAAACAUGCAUACUAUGUACACUGAUGGGCACAACUACAAGUAUAGCCUCAGUGUAGUCAAGUUAAAUGUAUUUGAAGUCUAAACUGUAGAUUUGUAAGAAAAUACCGGUAACACUUCAUUUUAAGGGGUCCUUAUUACAGUGUAAUUACAUGUGUAAUAACACUGCAACAGGUAUUGUAGUUAAUUGUAAUCAUUCCUAGUUACACUGUCAUAACAACAUGUAACUGGUGGUAUUGGCAGUCUGUAAUUUCAGAGGUGUAACAACAAAUGCUUGUUACCAUGCUUGUUUCCACUGAAUUCACCAAUUUAGGGUUUUGUUUAUUCUCAGCUGCAUCCAAUUCAGUAACAACAGUCACAAGGUUAUAAUCUCUCGUGGACAGAUGCGCUGGAUGUCCAAGAUGAAAAAGAUUGGAGGCUCAAUAGGCUCUAAUAACUCCCAAAAGUGCAUCAUCUGGGUUAACUUGGUUGAGUUUCCAAAAACAGAUCAGAUAUAGGACAACUGCACUGACUGGGGUCUACCCAGAUUAUGUAUAUUUUUUAAAGUACUUAUAAUGAAUGUGUAUGUUGCCCAUUAUGACAACCUGAACCUCCUUGCCAUCCAAGUGGGAGGAUAAACCUACAAGUACAACACAGAGGACAUAUAAUAUCUGCACAAGUACAAUGUAAUUACUACAUGUUACACAGGAUUUAGCAAGUUAAAAUUAAGUGUAUCUUGAAGGGUACUUACUUGUAAUUAAUGAGUACAUAUAAAAUACAUUACCCAUCCUAACAGCUUCAGGAAGCGACAUGCAAGUGGGAGGAUAAACACACUAGUACACCACAGAGUACAUGUAAUAUCAAAUCAAAUUGUAUUUGUCACAUGCUUUGUAAUACAACAAGCGUAGACUAACAGUGAAACAUUUACCUGCCUAAGUACAAUGUCAUUCUUAGGUGUUACACAAGAUUUAGCUAGUUAAAAUGAAGUGUAUAUUCAGGAGUAGUUAAUUAUUGUGUAUCUACAUAGUACGCUACCUACAUACAGUGCCUUCAGAAAGUAUUCAGACCCCUUGACUUUUUCCACAUUUUGUUAUGUUACAGCCUUAUUCUAAAAUUGAUUAAAUUAUGUUUUUUCCUCAUUAAUCUACACACAAUACCCCAUAAUGACAAAGCGAAGACAGGUUUUUAGAAAUGUUUGCAAAUGUUAAAUUUUUUUAAACAGGAAUACCUUAUUUUCAUAAGUAUUCAGAACCUUUGCUAUGAGACUUGAAAUUGAGCUCAGGUACAUGUUUCCAUUGGUCAUCCUUGAGAGGUUUCUACAACUUGAUUGGAGUCCACCUAUGGUAAAUUCAAUUGAUUGAACAUGAUUUGGAAAGGCACACACCUAUCUAUAUAAGGUCCCACAGUUGACAGUGCAUUUCAGAGCAAAAACCAAGCCAUGAGGUCGAGGGAAUUGUAUGUUGAGCUCCGAGACAGGAUUCUGUCGAGGCACAGAUCUGGGGAAGGGUACCAAAACAUUUCUACAGCAUUGAAGGUCCCCAAGAAUACAGUCGCCUCCAUCAUUCUUAAAUGGAAGAAGUUUGGAACCACCAAGAGUCUUCCUAGAGCUGCCCGCCUCCCUGACCAAGGCCCUUCUCCCCCGAUUGCUCAAUUUGGCCGGGCCGCCAGCUCUAGGAAGUCUUGGUGGUUCCAAACUUCUUCCAUUUAAGAAUGAUGGAGGCGACUGUAUUCUUGGGGACCUUCAAUGCUGUAGAAAUGUUUUGGUACCCUUCCCCAGAUCUGUGCCUCGACAGAAUCCUGUCUCGGAGCUCAACAUACAAUUCCCUCGACCUCAUGGCUUGGUUUUUGCUCUGAAAUGCACUGACAACUGUGGGACUUAUAUAGAAAGGUGUAUUCCUUUCCAAAUUAUGUCCAAUCAAUUGAUUUUACCACAGCUGGACUCCAAUCAAGUUGUAGAAACAUCUCAAGGAUGAUCAAUGGAAACAGGAUGCACCUGAGGUCAAUUUUUUGUCUCAUAGCAAAGGGUCUGAAUACUUAUGUAAAUAAGGUAUUUCUGUUUUUUAUUUUUAAUACAUGUGUAAAAAUCUCUAAAAACCUGUUUUCACUUUGUCAUUAUGGGGUAUUCUGUGUAAAUUGGUGAUGAUUAUUUUUUUAUAAAAAUCAAUUUUAGAAUAAGGCUGUAACGUAACAAAAUGUGGAAAAGGUCAAGGGGUCUGAACACUUUCCGAAGGCACUGUACAUGGGGGAUUGGAAAUUAUGCAGACAAUUAUAUUGAUAGAAGUCAAUAUUAAAGCUGAUCUGCCCCCUAAAAAUCAUUGCAGCAUGUAAAACGACCUUAAAUCUCUAACAAAAUAAUACAGAUUUGUAUUGUUGGAUAAUUUUAUUAAUUAGAAUAAACAAAGACAUAGGCCUUUAUGAUAUCAAUAACAUAAAAUAGCUAUUUUAGUGGUGACUGAAAUCUGCAGGCUAUAGUUCGUUUUUCUCCCCUUUUUAACAUUACAAGUAGCAGGAAGUCGACAACGUCUGUAUCUUAAUCUGUUUCUUGUAAGCAUUUUCCCAUCCUGGAAUCUGAGAUCUUGUGGGAAUCUGUUGUAGAGAAGAAGAAUUUACUACAAUUGUGCAAAGUCACUCUACAAUUAGUCUACAAGCUAAGCUAGCAAUCUAUCAUCAGAGACAUAGAACUCUUCCUCCAAUAUCUCUACUAUUAUUAAUGUCAUGAUUUCUAUCAUUUAAGGUUUAGGUCUAUAGCUAGGCCUAGCUACCUAGUUGUUGUGUUAUCCAUCUAGUAUUAUACUAAUAAUGGUGCUUGCUAACAUUAAUAAACUAGCUAGUGUUUACAUUGAAAAGGAACUACUCAUAGGUGUGUUGACACAACUAGCUAGCUAACGUUAACAUGCUGGGUGUGUCUCACGUAAUAGCAUUGGGUACGGAUACCCUGAGAACCAGGUUCAGGGAAGAUAAGACCAUCGAGUCCAGCUAGCUAGCUAUUUGCCAGCUUUAGGUAGCUAGUUAUCUAACGUUAGCUGUCAAGGAAUGUAAAGUAUAUUCUGUGGAUGUUAACUAAGUUGGAGAGCUAGCUGGCUAACCAAGUUUGUAGGCCUACAAACACGGAAGCUAACAUUUGCUUGCUAGCUAACAAGUUUUUGGUAUUCUGCUGGAUGAUUUAGCAUAUGUAACGUUAGUUGGCUAGCUAGCGUUUGCCAGCUAGCAAGCUAUCUUUAGCUAGCUAGCCAACAUUAGGCUAGCUAGCUGGCAAGUGCUAGCUAGCUAACUGCAUAGCGCUAUGCUAAAUUGUCCAGCACAAUUUCUGUAUCCAAAAAGCAAAACAAAUUGCAUGGAAAACCUGCCUUCUCUAUCCUGUGUGGACGUUUUUGUCUCCUCUACAACACUUUGUUUCUUUCCCGGCAAUCUCAUGUCUUUCCCGGCAAUCUCAUGUCUGGAUUUUGCACACAACCUUCUUCUCGAUCCCGGUUCUUUGCGCACUGUCACUAUGACUCAAUGGGCUUGUUCCAACAUUGCAGCCGACAGUGUAGGCGACUGCCGACUGACUGAUCUACAAAGAACCUUACAUCAUAAAUAACUACUCAUUAUUAUUUGUAGACCAGUCAGUCAGUCAGUCACAAUUUUCCCAUGAUACAUUACAGUUUUGAUCCUCUUGAAAACGAGCAUUGCCAAUACAAAGUGUGGGCACGUUCGAGGUCGUCCCUGUUUCGAGCACGUUGCGCAGAUGGGCAGAUCUUGACGUGGUGCCUUAAUUAAUUCCUGGGAUAAAUAAAUAAGUGCACAAAUACAUCCCAUCCAAAGGUGAGAAUGUUCUUCAACCGUGAAACCCUUUCAAGAUUACAAGAUGAAAUAAGAGGUUGUCUUAUGACCAUUUAUAGAACAUUCUUAAUAGGCUUACAAUUUUGCAAGCACUGAAUGAUUAUCUCACAAUUUUUGCCAUAACAGUUUAUUAAUGUGUUACAUUUUAGUAGACGCUCUCAUCGCUCUUUGAUUAAUGCUUAAUAUAGUAAUUUGCCUGUUGUCAAGCCCCGCCCUCCUUAGCUACUGUUGCUUUCCAGGUCAAAUGCAAUGUGAGAAGAUUUAACAAUUUAAAUAUAUAUAUAUAUAUAUAUAUAUAUGUAAGCCCCCUGUUUUUGCCAUAGCACUCAUAAGCUUCCAUGCAUUUCCAACGAGACCUGGGCCUGGGCAUCAGACUCCAGAGCCAUUUAUAGUAGAUUUGUGUCAAUGAGGUGGUUGGUUUUCAAUUGGAUAAUACUUUAACAUGGUUUGUGCAGGCUGACAAAUGGUGUGUUCGGUUCGGAUGCUAUCGGAAACUUAAACAUUUGUAACUAGCAUGGUAACAAACAUUUAUUGUUACACCUCUGUAAUACAGACUGCAAUUACCAUCAGUUACAUGUUGUUAGUGCAGUGUAACUAUGAAUUAGUACAAUUAAUUACAAUACUUGUUACAGUGUAAUUACAUUUGUAAUUACACUGUAAUAAGGACCCUUUCAAAUGAAGUGUUACCAAAAUACCCACCCAUCGUGAUUUCAAAAUCCAUCCACUAUUUGCAGGUGAGACAACAAACAGGCUGAUAUUUAUCUUUGUGAAUGAAUCAAUAAAAACGUUCAGUGAAGCUCAGAGCUACUGCAGAGGGCACCACACAGACCUGGCCAGUACCUCUCCUGUAGCCCUUAUUUAUACAUUCAUAAAGCCUUUAUAACAGCUACAUAAGACAUUAUAACAUCAGUCAUAGGCAGUCAUAAAUAUUUAAAGUAACAGUAGCCACCACUAACAAAUUAAUUUUAUAUUUUCUAUGGUAUUUCCAGGUAAGAAUAACAGCCAUGUUUUCAUUGAGAGUAAGAAGAACUGGUCUGAAGCUCAGAGUUACUGCAGAGAGUCCCACACAGACCUGGCCAGUGUGAGGAACCAGACUGAGAACCAGGAGAUACAGAAGAUGGUGUCUGAGGGUAGUACAGUGUGGAUCGGCUUGUUCAGAGACUCCUGGAAGUGGUCGGACGGGAGUGCCUCCUCCUUCAGAUACUGGUGGCCUGAACAACCCAACAAUAACAACGGACUGAAUCAGUCUUGUUGUGCUGCAGUGUACAAAAAAGAACAGACCGACAGAUGGUUUGAUUGGAACUGUAACGACAUAAAACCCUUUGUUUGCUACAGUGGUGAGUUAGUUUAAACUCCUCUACUAAAGAAGUGUUUCCCAGUCCUGGCCCUGGGGACCCAAAGGGGUGCACAUUCAUUCAUUAGUUUAAUCAAGCGUGUUAGUGCUCGGGCAAAAACAAAAAAUUUGGGAAACAGCCAAGAUUGGGAAACACUGCGCUAACGUGAAUAACAGCUGGAUUUCUUGUAAAAACAAAACAAAAAAACUUGAAUGUUUGGGUCUACACUUUCCCUUCACUUUACUUUGUAACAUGCACUGCGAUCAACAUGACAAAAGUUUUAUCCACACAUCUGUGUAUUUCUGUGCUCCUCCCCCCAGUGAAGACGACACAGCAGGUGGUGAGAGUGAGGCUGACCCCAAAGGACCAGAACAUGGACCUGACUGAUCCUGUUGUGCAGGAGGCCAUCUUGCAGCAGGUGAGUCUCACGUCAUGCCAAUUAGCUCCAUAAUGCACAGGGGUGGCAGGUAGCCUCGAGUUUAGAGCGUUGGACCAGUAACCGAAAGCCCUAAUUGCUCCAGUGGUGUUGUACAAUGGUUAACCUGCCUGUGACCCCACUCCUUGCAGGUGUCUCAGGGGGAAUUGGGAUAUGCAGGAAACACAUUUCCAUUACACACAUGUGCGUAACAGGACAAUUAUAAGCACCCCCCCAAAAAAGUAUUAAGUAUAUUGCUUCAUUAUAUUUGUCUAGCCCGGCAUAUUAUCCUAAAGACUCAUUAUGUUCAACAGAUAAAGAAGGAGCUGAGGGAGAAGGGGAUGUCUGAUGACGUCAAACUGAGAUGGAAGGAGCAGCCUGAUAGAAAGAUAUUUCACAAGGAAGAAAAAAGGGAUCCCCAGAAGAAGGAGAGGAACCCAGUUAUGACAAAGAGAGAAUUCUAA